This is a messenger RNA of Oncorhynchus mykiss (rainbow trout), 6648 nucleotides long. Its product is annotated as leukocyte receptor cluster member 8 homolog. Gene Ontology annotation, cellular component: nucleus. The record is from RefSeq and is a predicted model, not a curated record. NCBI's taxonomy places the organism in Eukaryota, Metazoa, Chordata, Actinopteri, Salmoniformes, Salmonidae.
UUGAGACUAUCUUAUCACAUUCACCUUGCAUCAAGGGUUACGGUGUUUAACAGCAAUAACUUUAUUAUGCAAGUGUAGAAGCAAUAGUAGUAAUGAGAAGGCAAAACUUACUUUGAAAUCUAGGAACAAAGUUAAGUAUUUUACUCCAAUGAGAGGAGGCGAGGCAAAGGAAACGGAAGGCGAGGCAUACUUUGUAUAUCUAAUACAACUGCCAUUUUGUUUUUCAGUUGAAGAUCCAAUGCAGCUACGGUUGUUAUUGUGAAAAUGGCUUUAUUCGACGUUUAGAUAUUGCUUUUAGUGUGUUUUUUUCUUAAAUUUAAAAACUGUCUUGUUGAGAAGUAGUGGAUGGUAGAGUAAAAGACCGAAGGACCAACUUUCCUUGUAUAUUGUGAUUUAAUUGUUCAUGUUUACGUUACGGGUCUUCUGGCCUACAACGUUCUAUUAGAUUGGUACUGUAGCUAGCUAGUUAUCUCGGUGGCAAAAUGGCGGCGAAUACGACCCAGACAGCUCCAGCUGCUAACUGUCACAUGUCUCCUGUCUGUUGUAGGUCGUAUGGUGCAGCAGCAGGUCCAGAGGGCCAGACGGUCUCGGAAAACCCAGAGUGGGAGAAGGCCAGACAGGCACUGGCCUCCAUCAGCAAGACCCAGAGCGCCACCAAGACCGCUCAGGCCAACCGGACCACAGCACAGGCUGGUCAGUUUCAGCCUGUAGUAACUGAGUCCACAGCCAUACAGCAGCAGCAACAGCAGCAGUACUACCAACAGUGGUACCAACAGAACCAGCAGCAACCGUAUCCUGGAUACACCUACCCCUACAAUUACUACUACCCCAUGGCGCCGGGCCCCUAUGGUGGUGGUGGCUAUCCUCCUCAGGGCCAGUAUGGUGUACCUCCAGGACCUUACCCCUCUCCCACCACUCCAACUGGACAGCCUCCAUCCCUGCCCGUGAUGGAUGACCAGUCCUCCAGCUACCCCUCUCAGCCCCAACCCCCUCCUCCUGCUGCACCUCAACCACCCCCCCAGAGCCCCACCAGCUCUGAGCAGCCCCCACCCCCCCCUCCCCCAGCCAUCCCUCCCCCUCCCAACUCCCAGUACCCCCUUCCUCCAGGGCAGAACUCUUACAACCCCAACAACCCCAUGCCCUACCCCAACAAUGACCCCAACCAGAUGAGAGGUUACAACCACAACCAGGGCAGGCCCAGCUAUGGGCAGAGCUACCAGACUCAGAACUCGUACCAGCAGCAGCAGAAUAACAACCAACACCAGCAACAAGGACAGGGUCAGUAUGGACCAGGAGCUGGGAGAGGAGAGGCCAACAAAAACAAGAACCAUCAACAACAACAGCCACAGCAACAAGGACCGCAGCUCUGGCACCGCAUGAAACAGGCACCUGGAGCAGGUGCGAUGAAGUUCAACAUUCCCAAGCGACCCUACGUCAUGACCAAUCAGAGUUUCCCUCCUGGGGAACAACCCACUGGAUUGGCUGCUACUCCUUCCUCCCCAGCUGCUGCUCCUGCGACACCUGGCGGUGCCCAGACACGGCCCCAGGACUGGCCCCAGGCGAUGAAGGAGUAUGUUCAGCGCUGCUUCACAGCCUGUGAGAAUGAGGAGGACAAGGACCGCACCGAAAAGGGUCUGAAGGAGGUCCUACAGAAAAGACUACAGGAUGGGUCUGCCUACACCAUCGACUGGGACCGCGAGCCUCUGCCUGAACUGAAGGCCAAGCAGUCUCGCUGGGAGGCUGUACCCACCCAAAGGACUCUGGAGAGUUCUGUGGGCCGUGGUGGGGGUACAGGUGGGGCUACGCGUGGCAGGGGUGGUGGGGCCAGGCUGGGACACUACAGGAACGUCUUCUCCCAGAGAAGCCCCUCAUCCAGCUCCUCAGGCUCCUCCUCUCGCUCCCCCUCUCCCUCCCACAACCGACACAGGGACCGCAAUGGCCAGAGACACAGGCGCAGUGACUCUGAGUCCCAGUCGGACAGCAGCAUGUCCAGUGACCUCCGAACCCAGCUUCCCCGGCGCAAUCAGAAAGGAGGGCGUGGCCGUGGGGGCGACAGGGACCGAGGCAGAGGGGGUGGAGAGAGGGGACGAGGAAGGGGCGGAAGAGGCAACAGAGGACGGAGAAACAUGGAUGACGCUAACUCCACCGUCCUGGGCAAGAAGAGAAAAGGUGGGAACGCCGGCCUGGACUUCCACGACCCCCACCGGGAGGCCAAGAAACAAAGCCGAGCGGCACGCUUCCACAACACCAAGAUGCGCUCAGAGCCCCUGGUGCUGUCCAUCAACAACCUGGAGCUGCCCAAGGAGGACCUGAGCUGGGACGACUGCCCCAUUGUGGGCACCUGCCAAGAGAUCACCAAGAUCUACCUGAGACUCACCUGUGCCCCUGACCCUGCCACCGUGCGUCCCGUAUCUGUGCUGAGGAAGUCUCUGUUGGCUGUGAAGGCCCACUGGAAGACCCGUCAGGACUACCCCUACGCCUGUGAACAGAUGAAGUCCAUACGACAGGACCUCACGGUCCAAGGAGUUCGUACAGAGUUCACAGUGGAAGUAUACGAGUGCCAUGCACGCAUUGCUCUAGAAAAGGGCGACCACGCAGAGUUCAACCAGUGCCAGAUGCAGCUGAAGGCCCUGUAUAAGGACAACCCGUCAGAGAACAUAGGGGAGUUCACUGCUUACAGACUACUCUACUAUAUCUUCACUAAAAACUCUGGAGACAUCACGACUGAGCUGGUGUACCUGACUGCGGCGCUGCGGGCGGAUGAGUGUGUGUCCCACGCGCUCUCCCUCCGCGCCGCCUGGGCUCUGGGAAACUUCCACCGGUUUUUCCAGCUCUACCGGAGAGCCCCACGCAUGGCAUCCUACCUCAUAGACAAGUUUGUAGAGAGGGAGAGGAUGAUCGCUCUCAGGGCCUUAUUCAAAACAUUCAGACCAGACUUGCCGGUGGAGUAUGUGCAGUCCAGUCUGGGCUUCCUUUGUUUAGACUCUUGCAUGGCCUUCCUCACAGGCCUGGGGGUCACCUUCUUCCCCUCUGACCCCAGCAAGAUAGACUGCAAGAUCAGCUCAGCCUGUCUGGCAGCCUCCUGAGGGGGUGGGGUGUUUACCGGGGAGGGGGGAAAGCACACUAAAGUGAGAUAGACAGGGUCAGGAAUGUACCCUACAGUUAUACUGCACUACACUUCAGGAGGGAGGCUAGUGGUUAGACUGAAACUACAAUUUAGUCCUGUAGAAAGAGGGAGAUAUGCACUAGGACCCACUAAAUCACUUAGGGCUGAAAAUUCAGUGAGGAUCCCACCCACAGAUGCAAUGUGCUCACAGAUAUGGACUGUAUAACAAGAGUGGGGGAGAUUAUCUGCAUACAUGCUGCACAUCAAAUACAUUUAGAAUAGCUUAGUCCCACACAUCUCUGAUCAGCUCAAGAUAUUAAUUAUACCUUCGACUUAGAACAUUUUAAUGACGAACAGAUGAUGUUAGGCAUUAGUUCAAUGUAAGACCCGAAGAUCAAGCACCAACUCACACAGAUCAGGGAAGAGUGUAGCCUCAAGGUCUCCCAUCCACUAUCGCUCUCAGAAGUUUUAAGCUAACAGUGUUCUGUUAUGUUUUUCCUUCCCUCAAGUCAACAGCCUCAAAACUCAUGCGAAGACAAGCCUUGAGAACCCAAGAGGGAGAUGAAAACGAAAUGAGCUAAAGUCAUCCCUCAAGCCCUCAUCCAACAGGCUGCUCAUCCACUCCAAAACCAAACCAUCAACCAGAGAAGAGGUUUGUCUGUUCAGGUGUUCAGCUCUAGAGACUGUGCUAGCCCUUUGCUGCCUUCAGGAAGCCUUCGUGAUCCAGCGUCCAAUCCGGGAGAGGAGGAGAUGGUGGUUUGUAUGUCCUGUCCCCCCUUCCCUCAAGCUGUCUACGAUUGGCGAUCAGGUGGGGAAAGUUACCCCCACUUCCUGUUCCUGCGUAGCCCUGCACACUUGUCACCCCUGAAAGGUAUUGACUGAGAAAUCUAAAGGUUCUGAUUGGCUCCUUGCCCAGGUUGGCCACAGCCAUCCUUACCCCACAGUUGUCUGCUACCCACAGUCCCCUGCUUCACCCUUCAACAGUCGUCACCCAGAGUUCACCAAAGUUUGACCACAAAGUUCACAAUAUAGAAGAUCUCUAAUAUAGAAGAUCUCCAAGCUUGGCGUCUAGUCCCUUCUGGUAGGCAUUGACUUAUAAAGUGUGAUGGUGGAUACAGUCCCCUAAUAUUUACCAAGAAUGGCCUCUGCAAUCCCUCGGUAUGUGUCCAGGAGGCAGGAUAUCCACCUAUAGUCCAUCUAUCCCCUGAGAGCAGACAAGGAGGCAGUCUCCCACCCCUUAAGAGUACCAAAUAACCAAGUUGAGGCCCUGAGCGAGCCUGUGGUGUUUCCUGAGUUACCCGAUCAACAGCCCCCUCAGCAGCAUGGAAUAGCAGUCGUCAAGCACUCCCAUCACACAGGAAGAAGUCAGCUCCAUCAAGAUGGUGGCAAAGUCUUCACCUUCAAAUAUGGUGGCUGGAUCAGUCCCGCCACACAACAGACGGAGAUGAGAUCGCUGUCUGUGCAGAUGGCAGCAACGUCUGGGUUUGUAUGCUCCACACUCCGUUCAAUAAGGCUGAGUAUGUAUGGCUGGUAAGAAAAAGGACUCUUGGUGUGCUGGAAGGAGGUGGAGGACAGCACGGCAAAGAUCACCUGGUAUUCACUAUUGGCUCAUUCACAAACACUAACCAUUGGUUUGGGUUAAGGUGUAUGAUAUCAAGUUUAUGGUAAUUACUUAAAUUCCAUCCACAUCAUGAUAGUGUGUCUGAAAUUGUGAUAUAAAAUUAAGGGUGCCAGUAUUAACCCCCUCAUUUUUAAAAGAAUGAUGAAGCCAAACUGUCAAAUUAUACAGGUGCAGAUACACAAAUUCAGGUUUAAAAGGUAACUGUCCUCAAUUGAAAAUUGUCAUUCUGCCACAAAACAUUAGUUUAGGACAUUAAUGUUGACGGCUAAAGCAUACAAGACUCUGCUUAUCAAAUGUUUGUCUGUAAUCAAAUAAUCUGCUUAUUUAUUUAAAGCUAAGAAAUCAUGUGAUAUUUUUAAAACCCCAUUGCAGACAUUUUGGUUUUCAGUAAAGGCAGGUGAGAGUGAAGGAUUGUAGAGUAGUUAUUUUGGGGUCCUAUCCAGCAGUUAUACAUUAGGCUACAUCCCUGUGUAUACUCUUGAUAAGAUCUGAUGCGAGGAGACUAGUGUGGAGAGUUAAUUGUAAAUCAACAUAAUUGUCAAUACAUAAAUAGAACCUAGAAAUGGAACAUGGGUUGGUGAUAUCAGUUGGUGAUAUCAGUUGAUCUAAAACCCCUUGUUUUCAGGCAUGACCUUGAAGAGUAUUAACUUGAUUCACAUCAAAGCUCGAGGUAUUUUAGUGAGUUCAGUUCCAUUGCGGAGAUAUCAAAUGUAUUUGUCACAUGCACUGAAUACAACCGGUUCAGACUGAAAUGCUUCCCUGCGAGCCCUUUCCCAACAAUGCAGAGUUAAAAAGAAAAAUUAUAUAAAUUCAAAAAGGAUUUGGUAACACAAUAAAAUAACUAACGAGGCUAUACACAAGAUAGGACUCAACUUUCAGGAUGACCAGAAGUCUGUGCUGUAACAAAUGUCCUGUGUGCUCAUCUAUAGAGUCUGUGUCAGUAUCUAAUGUACAUUGUUAUGGAUUCAGUUGGCCUUGUUAUGGAUUCAGUUGACAUUGUAAUGGAUUCAGUUGGCCUUUAUUCAUUGGACAUUUUGAUAUGUUUUAUGUUUACCAGGGCAAGUGUAAUUUUGACAAACGUAUAUGGUGAAUGAGAAGCUGAAGCAUUUUAGAUAUGGGUAAUAAAAAAUGUGUUCUUAAGACAAUUGAUGUGAAAAUGUAAAUUAUAGUUACAAAUCUAAAGUUGGAUGAUUUGGAAUACAUUGCCUGUUUUUGAUAUUGCCGUGGAUUUAAAUGGGGAAUUGAUAGUAACUGCUUUUUGUAGUGCAAACACUUGCGUGGUUUCUACACUAUAUUUUUGACCGCUCAUUCAAUAAGUGUGCAGUGCAGGUUUAUACUUUGGGCUUUUACAGGGAUUGAAAAUGGGAUAUUUGCUGUAUAAACCAAAUAUUUUUCUUGCCAAAUUUCCCUUAGAUAUGAACACUUGGUUGACCACUUUCAUUUCUUACUCAUUUUUUUAAAUGCUCAUCUUUUGUAAACCAUUUUUGUUUUUAGAUUUGAUUUACUGCAUGUCUGUGUCAUCUCAACCUUUCUGGCUUUCUGUACUCAUGAACCUCUUGCAGUGGUAUUCAAAGUCAGCAUCGCGACCCAUGAGGGAAAUGCAAAAACAUUCAUAGGUCAUAUUGUAUGGGACAAUAUAGAAACGAUUUUGAAAAGGAUAAUUUGAAAAAUCCAUUUUUAUUGAGCAAAUGUAUUUAUUGGUUUAUUUUCAUUUCGAUGAGAUGAACAUGUAAUGAAUUGAAGGUACAUUUUUUUUAAAGGGUGUCAGUAGGUUUGGAAAUUCUGCUGGCCAAAAAAAUAGUUCCCCAGAAAUUCUGGUGGAAAAUAAUGGUGUCCCCACUGAAAAAGUUUGAAUAUCACUGCCUUAGAGAUAAGUAAUGUACUAAAACCCCCACACAACAUCCUGAUGGCAAGAGAAAGG